This is a messenger RNA of Trametes versicolor FP-101664 SS1, 2184 nucleotides long. RefSeq names its product cytochrome P450. NCBI's taxonomy places the organism in Eukaryota, Fungi, Basidiomycota, Agaricomycetes, Polyporales, Polyporaceae. The record is from RefSeq and is a predicted model, not a curated record. Gene Ontology annotation, molecular function: oxidoreductase activity, acting on paired donors, with incorporation or reduction of molecular oxygen; iron ion binding; monooxygenase activity. The transcript has 15 exons. Bases 387 to 2039 code for a protein of 550 amino acids.
CGCUGCGGCUCAGUACUCGCCACCAUCUCCGCAAAAGUCGGGGACUCGGAGGUGUGCCGAGCGAUGCCCCCGAGGCCGAAGCCGAGGCUACUACAAGUGGCCUAUGAAUUGCUAUCUUAGCCGGCCACCAGAGCACUGAAGAGGUCCGAAAACACCCGUUUUCGUGCCUCUCGGCCUCUCUGAGGAUGAUCCAGGAGUUUAAAUUGGGCGCGGAGAAGAGCGAUGGCGCCUGUGCUGCGUAGGCUGUCGGUGAUCGCGUUCAAUCUGUCUGCCGUACAGGUCCUAGCACCCACGCAAGCAGAGCGGCCGAGCCCCGACUUCCGCGGAGCAUAAAGGCACAUUCUAUUCGCGAGGAACCUCAUCAACCUCCCCCUUCUCCUCCGACCAUGUCCUCCAUAACGCAGCUCGCCGGAUACGCAUUCGUGCUGUAUCUCGGCUGGCGGCUGCUCCGCGCGACCAUCCUCAAGCCGGCAUCGCCUCUGGACAACAUCCCCGGUCCUCCGUGCGAUAACUGGAUGCAGGGUAAUAUUAGGAAAAUGUUCGACCCGCGCGCAGCAUGGGACUUCCAAAGGCAGGUGGUAGAGCAGUACGGGCGUGUGGCCGUUCUCAAUAGCUUGUUCGGCUCAAAGAUUCUGUACACGAUCGACCCUCGCGCGCUGCACAAUAUCUACGUGAAGGAGCAAGAUGUCUAUGAGGAAAGCGAGAUUCUCCUCACGAACUUUGGGCUUUACCUCGGUCCUGGUCUGCUCGCUACGCUGGGGGACCAGCACCGCCGUCAACGCAAGAUGCUGAACCCACUGUUCUCGGCGAAGCACCUGCGCGAGAUGACGCCCAUAUUCACGACCAUCAUCCAGAAGCUCGAACACGCGAUCUCAUCGAGGGUGGACAACGGCACGCAGGAGCUCGACAUCCUCAACUGGAUGGGCCGCACCGCGCUGGAACUGAUUGGACAAGGCGGCCUCGGGCACUCGUUCGACCCGCUCACCGAGGAUGUCGCGGACGAGUUCGCAGACUCCGUCAAGGCGUACUUCCCUGUCCAAACUCAGCUCAACAUGAUUUUGCGGCAGACGAUGCCGUACCUUGUGCGCAUUGGCCCCGCCGCGUUGCGCCGGAAGAUCGUCGAGAUGGCCCCGAAGGGCGGCCCUUCGCACCAUAUGAUGCGCAUUAGCGACGCGCUCUCCGAGCGUUCGCACAUGAUUGUGAACGAGAAGAAGAGGGCGUUGCAGCAGGGCGACGAGGCGCUCAAGCAGCAGGUUGGCGAGGGCAAGGAUAUCAUGAGCGUGUUGCUUCGGGAGAACAUGAAGGCCUCGGCAGAGGACCGCCUUUCGGAUGAGGAGGUCGUGGCCCAAGUCUCGACGCUAGUUCUUGCUGCCAUGGACACCACCUCGAACGCACUUGCUCGGAUCUUCCACCUGUUGUCGACUCACCCGGAGGUCCAGCAGAAGCUGCGCGACGAGAUCAUCCAGGCCCGCGACGAUGGCACAGGCAAACUGCGCGAUCUGGAGUACGACGAAGUAAUGGAGCUCCCCUACCUCGACGCCGUGUGCCGUGAAACCUUGAGACGGUACCCGCCCGUCGGAGGGCUGAUGCGCGUUGUCCGCAAGGACUCGGUCAUGCCGCUCUCGUCGCCGAUUCGCGGAAGGGACGGCACGAUGAUCGAGUCGAUCCCGGUCAAGAAGGGCAUGCGCAUCAUCACCGACAUCCGCGGCAGCAACACGAACGUGGAGCUCUGGGGCCCGGACGCGUACGAGUGGAAGCCGGAACGGUGGAUGGAGCCGCUUCCCCGCGCGCUCGAGGAGGCACACAUACCCGGGGUGUACUCCCACUUGAUGACGUUCAUCGGCGGCGCGCGUGCAUGCAUUGGUUUCAAAUUCUCGCAACUCGAGAUGAAGGUCGUCCUCGCCACGCUCAUCCCUGCGUUCAAAUACGAGCUGUCGGACAAGCCCAUCGAAUGGAACGCCGCUGGCGUUGCGUACCCGUCCGUCGGGGAGAGCAGGAAGCCCGAGAUGCCCCUUCGCGUCACUCGCCUGAAGGUGUGAUACCCGCCGAGCUCUCGCGCCGUUCCUUGUUUCUGGAGUAACGCUCGUUCGAGUUGCAUAUCAGUACAAUUCCCGCCCACACGCAUUAAGAAGCUUGGCGUGUUCUAGGGCAUAAUUUAUACACAGGAUAAUGAGAGGUUUUUUU